Molecule: messenger RNA, 2397 nt
Organism: Olea europaea var. sylvestris
Lineage: Eukaryota; Viridiplantae; Streptophyta; Magnoliopsida; Lamiales; Oleaceae
Product: probable methionine--tRNA ligase
Exons: 16
Coding region: 135-2354 (739 amino acids)
Biological process (GO): methionyl-tRNA aminoacylation
Cellular component (GO): cytosol; aminoacyl-tRNA synthetase multienzyme complex
Molecular function (GO): methionine-tRNA ligase activity; tRNA binding; ATP binding
Source: RefSeq, a predicted model, not a curated record
UUUAGGGUUGUAAGAAGGCCAUUUUGAUUAAUUUCAGCUCAACCUCCUGUAAACCCAUUUGAGUUAAACUGAACUACCCGAAAUCGAAUCGUGUUCUUUCUUUCUUCAUUUGGCUGCAAAAAAGCCUUCCAAAUAUGGGAGAUCAUACUACUUAUGCCGCCACCGCCUCCAAGAAGCUUCCGAUUCCUGGGAAGCGGAAUAUCCUCAUUACAAGCGCGCUGCCUUAUGUCAAUAACGUGCCUCACCUCGGCAAUAUCAUUGGAUGUGUGUUGAGUGCGGAUGUGUUCGCGAGGUACUGUAGAAACAGAGGUUACAAUGCAAUAUAUAUCUGCGGUACGGAUGAGUACGGUACGGCUACUGAGACUAAGGCGUUGGAGGAGAAAUGUUCUCCAAAAGAAAUUUGCGACAAUUGUCCAACUCCUGGCUGUAAUUAUGAUUCUGCACGUGGUGAUCAAUGUGAAAAGUGCGGGAAACUUUUAAAUCCCACAGAAUUACUAGAGCCAAGAUGCAAGGUCUGUGGUAAUAUUCCAAAUAUCCAAGAAACAAACCACUUGUUUCUUGAGCUUCCUCUGCUGAAGGAUAAAUUAGAAGAAUACAUAAACAAAAUGUCAGUCGCUGGAGGGUGGAGCCAAAAUGCCAUACAAGCAACACAUGCCUGGCUUAGAGAAGGGCUGAAACAGCGUUGUAUCACAAGAGAUUUGAAAUGGGGAGUUCCUGUUCCGCACGAGAAGUUUAAGGACAAGGUAUUCUAUGUAUGGUUUGAUGCACCUAUUGGAUAUGUCUCAAUUACUUCAUGCUACACACCAGAGUGGGAGAAAUGGUGGAAAAAUCCUGAAGAUGUAGAGCUCUAUCAAUUUAUGGGCAAGGAUAAUGUGCCUUUUCAUACUGUGAUGUUCCCUUCCAUGCUCAUUGGAACAGCUGAAAACUGGACUUUGAUGAAGACCAUAAGCGUUACAGAAUACUUGAACUAUGAAGCAGGGAAAUUCUCGAAGAGUAAGGGUGUCGGUGUUUUUGGAAAUGAUGCAAAGGACACAGGCAUUCCUGUUGAAGUAUGGAGAUACUACUUGCUGACAAAUAGGCCAGAGGUGUCAGACACGUUGUUUACGUGGACUGAUUUGCAAGCAAAGUUGAACAGUGAGUUGCUGAGCAAUCUAGGAAAUUUCAUUAAUCGAGUCUUAAGUUUCAUCGCGAAAGACCCAGGUUCAGGAUAUGGUUCCAUUAUUCCUGAUGCUCAGGGUGCAGAAUCGCAUUCAUUGACAAAAGUAUUGGGAGAAAAAGUCGGUAGUUAUGUUGAGCAGUAUAUUGAAGCAAUGGAGAAGGUGAAACUAAAACAAGGUUUGAAGAUUGCUAUGUCUAUAUCUGGAGAAGGAAACGCUUAUUUGCAAGAAAGCCAAUUCUGGAAGCUCUACAAGGAGGAUCUACCUUCUUGUUCCGUGGUUAUGAAAACAUCAGUUGGACUAGUGUAUCUUCUCGCAUGUCUCUUAGAGCCUUUUAUGCCAUCUUUUUCCCUUGAGGUACUGAAGCAGCUAGACUUGCCCCCUGAAACACAAAUUUCACUUUCUGAUGAAAAAGGUGAUAUUGAAAGGGCAAAAAAACCUUGGGAGAUCAUACCGGCAGGUCAUAAAAUUGGUACUCCAGCACCACUCUUCAGAGUACUGGAAGAUAAAGAGGUUGAGUUUUUCAGAGAGAAAUUUGCUGGAAGUCAAGCUGAUAGGAUUGUAAAGGCAGAAGCUGAAGCAAAGAAGCUUACUGAAAAGUUGAAAGGAACUAAAGUCUCAGAUGGUAAUACUUCAAAAAAGGAUCGACCCAAAAAAUCUGCUGAAGCCAAACCCAACGUUUCUGCAUCUGUGGAAGCUGAAAUUUCCAUUAGUAGAUUAGAUAUUCGUGUUGGUCUCAUUACAAAGGCCCAGAAACAUCCCGAUGCUGAUUCUUUAUAUGUGGAAGAGAUUGAUGUUGGUGAAGCACAGCCUCGCACUGUUGUUAGUGGCCUGGUUGAGUAUAUCCCUCUGGAAGAAAUGCAGAAUCGGAAAGUAUGCGUUCUUUGUAACCUGAAGCCAGCAGCAAUGAGGGGUAUAAAGUCCCAAGCAAUGGUCCUUGCUGCUUCUAAUAGUGAUUACACGAAGGUUGAAUUGGUUGAACCUCCCCAAGAUGCCAUUGUUGGUGAAAGAGUGACAUUCCCAGGAUUUGAAGGCACACCCGAUGAGGUUUUGAACCCUAAGAAGAAGGUAUGGGAAACAUUGCAAGUCGAUUUGCACAGUGAUAAGAAGAUGGUGGGUUGCUACAAAGACAUGCCCUUUACCACAUCUGCAGGUGUUUGCAAAGUUUCGUCCAUUAGAGAAGGGUCAAUAAGGUAAGAUAGGCUUUGAAAAUUCUGGGUGGAACAGAUAAGGGAAAAUG